Ipomoea triloba (trilobed morning glory) is the source of this 2927-nucleotide messenger RNA. RefSeq names its product receptor-like protein 43. NCBI's taxonomy places the organism in Eukaryota, Viridiplantae, Streptophyta, Magnoliopsida, Solanales, Convolvulaceae. Gene Ontology annotation, molecular function: protein binding. Bases 1 to 2607 code for a protein of 868 amino acids. The record is from RefSeq and is a predicted model, not a curated record. The transcript has 3 exons.
AUGAUGCAACUACGGUGGAAUUGGGAUUACACAAGUAAGCCUCGUUCAAGGAAGCUAACGGCACCAACACCAAGCGGCGUCACGCUUAGACUCCCAUAUCCUCAGUCGGCUGGGGCAUUAUGUCGAACACAUGGUCUACCACUCCUUCCGGGUCUUGUCCUCCCGGACCAAGGGCGGGAAUGUGGUCAAGUAAGACUCAUGGAGAUCCGAUAUCUUGCAACCUCCCCUUUCUCCCUCUUUGCUAUCUAUCCUGGCCUCGGUGGAGCUUCUGUUUCUGAGAUCAAUCUUCCUAAUGCAGAUCUCUGUGGUACUCUUCACCACCUCAAUUUUACUUCUUUUCCCAGCCUCACUCGUUUCAGCGUCAGUGGAAACAAGUUCAAUGGAUCAAUCCCACCCACCAUUGGUGAUCUGUCCAACUUGGUCUUCUUGGACUUGAGCAACAAUAGGUUUGAUGGAAGCAUACCGCCACAGAUUGGGAAGUUGAGGGAGCUUCAGUACCUCUCCCUUUACCACAACAAUAUUAGUGGUGUUGUUCCAUAUCAGAUUGGAAAUCUUCAGAAGGUAUGGUUUCUGGACCUUGGAUCAAAUUCUUACUUGGAAGCUCCAGAUAAUUGGUCUAGAGUUAAGAGUUUUCCUGUGCUGAGACAUCUCAGUUUCGCUGGGAAUAAAUUUGGGCCAAGGUUCCCUGAUUUCAUACUGGAUUGUAGGAAUAUAACUCAUCUUGAUUUGUCUCGAAACUAUUUGAAUGGAUCAAUCCCUGAGUCAUUGUUCACCACUUUGGAGAAACUUGAGUAUCUCUAUCUUAUUGACAAUAACUUUUCAGGACCUUUAUCAUCUAACAUUGGCAAGUUGUCCAACCUCAAAGUCCUUGAUUUGUGGUCCAAUUAUUUUAAGGGAGAAAUCCCAUCUUCUAUAGGCCAACUUCAAAAUCUUCAAGUCUUGUAUAUUUCGAAUAAUGAGUUCAAUUCAAGUAUUCCUUUUGAGCUUGGUCGUUGCACUAACCUCACUGGCUUAGAUCUGAGUUUCAAUUCACUCUUUGGAGCGUUGCCUUCGUCAUUGUCAUCUUUGACAAAGUUGUCUAAGUUGAAUUUAUCAAAUAAUUUUCUUUCUGGUAAUAUUUCACCAAAUUUUUUUUCCAAUUGGACCGAGCUAACAUCUUUGCACCUUCAGAACAAUUCAUUCAAUGGGAGUAUUCCAUCAGAAAUUGGCUUGCUAACCAAUCUUGUAUGCCUUUUCUUGGAUUCAAAUCAAUUUUCGGGAAACAUUCCAACUCAUAUAGGAAACCUGCAGAAUUUAUAUUUUUUAGAUAUGUCUAAAAAUAACCUUUAUGGUUCAAUACCUCCAACAAUUGCAAACCUAACAAGCCUCUCAAGCUUACUCCUUUCUACAAACAAUCUCACUGGAACACUUUUGUCUGAGAAUGAGGAUCUUAUCUCUUCCAUCAUUUGCAAUAUACAUUCUCUCAAAAUUUUGGCUUUGGCAAACAAUUCAUUAUCAGGGCCAAUACCUCAAUGUUUAGGAAACAUUAGUCUCUAUGUGUUAGAUUUGCACAAGAAUCAAUUUCAUGGGCCAAUUCCAACAUUGGGCAACUCUUUGAAGAGCCUUAACUUGCGUGAAAAUCAAUUAGAGAGAACAUUGCCACGAUCUUUAAUCAAUUGUAAAGAGUUGGAAGUUCUUGAUCUUGGACACAACAACUUGAAUGGUACGCUUCCAAUGUGGUUAGGAGUCCUUCCAAAUCUAAAGGUUCUGAGCUUGAGAUUUAACAAGUUGAACGGUUUCAUAGAAAGCACGGGUAUCAAAGGAUACAUGUUUCCUCAACUUCGUGUCUUUGACAUCUCAUACAAUGAAUUCAUAGGAGAUUUGCCUACAAUGCUUUUUAAGAUUUUUAAAGCAAUGGCAAAUGAAGAUGAAGAUAGAAUACCAAAAGGAGAAAUGUACCUAAAGCAGAACUACUAUUACCAAGAUUCAUUAGUGAUAGGAAUGAAAGGACAAGAGCGUGAUAUUGUUAAAAUACUAAUCACGUUUACUACUAUUGAUCUCUCCUGCAACAAAUUUGAAGGCCAUAUUCCAAAUAGCAUCGGAGAUCUUCUUGCACUACGUGAAUUAAAUUUGUCGCAUAACAUGUUCACCGGCCUCAUCCCCGCGUCUCUUGGAAAUUUAUCUGUGCUUGAAUCCUUGGACCUUUCUUCAAAUCAAAUUGGUGGAGCAAUCCCUGGGCAAUUGACAAGUAUUUCAUCUCUUGAAGUGUUGAAUCUCUCACAUAAUAAGCUUGUGGGAUGCAUACCUCAAGGCAAACAAUUCAAUACAUUUGAAGCAAAUUCAUAUAAAGGGAAUGAUGGAUUGAAAGGAAAACCUUUGUCAUCACGAGGUUGUGAGAAUGACAUUACACCGCAACUUCCUGCAUCAAAGAAGCUCCACCAAGAAGACGAUUCGAGUUUUCUGAGUGGGUGUACAGUAAAAGUUGUGGCAAUGGGGUACGGUUGUGGCAUUCUUUUUGGAUUAUUCGUGGGAAGUCUCAUGCUCCUAACUGGAAAGUUAGAAUUCAUUACAAGGUUUAUUGAAGAAGAAGGAUACAAAUUAGUAAUGAAGCUCAAACAAAGAAGAUAAAAAACAGGAAGAAGAAGAAGGAACUAGCUUUGCAUGCCAAUGCUGGCUUCUCUCCCAAUGAGAAUACUUCAGACAUAGAGUACUGUUAAAGAAGUGUUUUGGUUUGUUGCCGAUUCAGAAACCACCUCCCAAGUACUGUCUGCUUUCAGAUAUGAUCUCUAGCUAGUUGUUGUCAUAUGUUAAUCUAUCUAAGUCCUAUAAUAUUGUUUUGGUUGGAUAUCAUCAAGUGCUUCAAUGAAGUGUGUCACAAUAUUCUAUUACUCUAUAUUGACAUUUUUAAUAGUUUAUAUGAUUGGCUUCAAAUUGUUUUUUUUUUAAAA